Geodia barretti is the source of this 219-nucleotide messenger RNA. NCBI's taxonomy places the organism in Eukaryota, Metazoa, Porifera, Demospongiae, Tetractinellida, Geodiidae. The record is from the annotation of a GenBank genome assembly.
GUGCUAAAAUCAGACCCAUUCUUCUCUAUCACAAACAGCCAGUGGGAGGAGGACUGGAAUACCAUACUUACACCAUUCGGUGCAGGGAAACGGGUUCUGGAAACAGUAAACUCGAAGAUUACUGAUGCUAGUCACUUACCAAACGGUAAAACAAACCCAACAAUAAACUCGGAGAUUACUGAAACUCACCAUCCUCCUAUUUCGCGUGUUGGGAGACAG